Molecule: messenger RNA, 198 nt
Organism: Rotaria sp. Silwood2
Lineage: Eukaryota; Metazoa; Rotifera; Eurotatoria; Philodinida; Philodinidae
Source: the annotation of a GenBank genome assembly
CGACCGUAACCGACCGGAUUUCAAAAAUUUCGUAAUCGAACCGUGUUUAGAGAAAGCGAAGUUUAGUUUAUGUUAAUUAGGGUAUUAGUGCUUUAUAAAUUAGCAACAACAAAUCAAACAACAGCAACUAAAAAUAAUGAACAUUUAGAGAAAGCAAAGAAUAAAGAUUAUUCAUUGGAUCUUCUUACUGUAUUAUAA